CCCUCAUUUUUCUUUUUAAUGUGCAUCUCAGUAACCGGCAUUCAAACUACAUUUGGAGACCUUUUGGUCCCUGCAUUCACUAUAUCUGGUCUCCCUGGACCCUGCAUUCACUAUAUCUGGUCUCCCUGGACCCUGCAUUCACUAUAUCUGGUCUCCCCGGACCCUGCACUCACUAUAUCUGGUCUCCCCGGACCCUGCAUUCACUAUAUUUGGUCUCCCCGGACCCUGCACUCACUAUAUCCGCUCUCCCUGGACCCUGCAUUCACUAUAUCUGGUUUCUCUGGACCCUGCAUUCCCCUAUAUCUGGUCUCCCUGGACCCUGCAUUCACUAUAUCUGGUCUCCCAGGACCCUGCAUUCACUAUAUCUGGUCUCCCAGGACCCUGCAUUCACUAUAUCUGGUCUCCCAGGACCCUGCAUUCACUAUAUCUGGUCUCCCAGGACCCUGCAUUCACUAUAUCCGCUCUCCCUGCAUUCACUAUAUCUGGUUUCCCUGGACCCUGCAUUCCCUAUAUCUGGUCUCCCUGGACUCUGCAUUCACUAUAUCUGAUCUUCCCGGACCCUGCAUUCACUAUAUCUGGUCUCCCACAGAACACAAGACAUGGAAAUACAAUUAUUUUAGUAAAUAUAAACUGCUAAAUACCUGUUCUCAUCAGCAGUAUAUAGUGACUUCUAUCAGUGUUUCAGCAGAGCACUGGUCAAAGCUUGUAGGAGGAGUUUUAUUUUCUGCUCUGACUGUUCUAAUGAGGCUGUAUAACCUCUGAUCCUCUGUCUGGACAGUGCUGAUUGGCCUUGUGAUGAUCACAUACACUCUCCGAAAGAAAAAAAAAUACUCUCUUGCAAUACAUACUAAACUGAGCAUGUGACUCCUAAAACUCUGUGGUAUCAGCAGAUGGACUGGGGAUAGUAGAAGAAAAGGAGGAUCUGGGAAGACAGGAUCAAACAUACUUUUUGCACAAUGUGGAGGAUUAA
Messenger RNA from Staurois parvus, 970 nucleotides. NCBI's taxonomy places the organism in Eukaryota, Metazoa, Chordata, Amphibia, Anura, Ranidae. The record is from the annotation of a GenBank genome assembly.